UGUCAAUCAUAAAACAGAGACACGGAGAGGAUGGGACUCAGGUUCUACUCUUUCGUGUCGCGGGUCAGCACACUCCUCGCUGUGACGCUUUCGCCGUUGCUCUUCCCGCUAAGCCUGCUUUUUCGGCUGCAGCUUCUGUCUGCGGGACGAGAAGUUUCUGGGUACCUGAACGCGGACAAUUCUGAGGCUGUGCUGCAGAUUUUCUAUGACGAC
Messenger RNA from Amoebophrya sp. A25, 213 nucleotides. Lineage: Eukaryota; Dinophyceae; Syndiniales; Amoebophryaceae. The record is from the annotation of a GenBank genome assembly.